Messenger RNA from Saccostrea cuccullata (small rock oyster), 1172 nucleotides. Its product is annotated as leukocyte elastase inhibitor-like. NCBI's taxonomy places the organism in Eukaryota, Metazoa, Mollusca, Bivalvia, Ostreida, Ostreidae. Gene Ontology annotation, molecular function: serine-type endopeptidase inhibitor activity. The record is from RefSeq and is a predicted model, not a curated record. The coding region runs from base 42 to 1172 and encodes 376 amino acids. The transcript has a single exon.
ACAACUUGAUUACGUUGGCUCUUUAGUAUUUUUUUUUCAAAAUGGAGAGUGUCGUUGCAAACUUUUCUUUAAGACUUUACAACGUUUUGUCGGAAGGGAAUGACAAUUUGAUUUUGUCUCCAUACAGUGUGACGAUUGCCUUAAUGUUAACUAUGCUGGGCACCAAAGGUGAGUCUGAGGCUCAAAUUAAACAAGUUUUGGGUCUCUCCGGAAUUCCUGAUCCACACAAGGCGUACAAGGACCUACAUUUUACCCUCACGGGUAAAUAUAAAGAAGGGACUGAGCUAGCCAUUGCAAACCGAAUUUAUUCCAAACUUGGACUGCAUAUCAGAGAGUCUUACAAACAAAAAUCUAUCGAGGUUUAUAAUAGCGAGUUGGAACUGUUAGAUUUUGUUGGAAAUCCCGAGGGAUCAAGAUCAAUAAUUAACACGUGGGUUGAAGAACAGACUAAUAAUAAAAUCAAGGAUCUGAUUCCACCAGGUGUUAUUAAUAAUCUGACCGUGGCUGUACUGGCAAAUGCUAUUUACUUUAAAGGCGAUUGGGAAAAUCCCUUUAAGUCAUCGGAAACAGAACGUGAAAAAUUUUACAUUUCUGAGAUCGAAACGGAAAUGAUUGAUAUGAUGCACAUGGGAGAGAAGAAAUGGCUAAUAAGUGUUUCUGAGUCCCUCGACUGCAAAGUGUUGAAUCUUCCUUACAAAGGAGAGGAACUGAGUAUGCUUAUAUUUCUUCCAAAUAAAAUAGAUGGGUUGUCUGAGGUAGAAUCCAACCUUUCUCCUGAAAUUCUUUAUGAAAUCACACAAAAAUUGUAUUACAAAGGUGUUAUUGUCACUAUUCCAAAAUUUAAACUGGAGAGUUCGUUUGAGAUUGUCAAUGUUCUUGCCGGAAUGGGUAUUACCGACAUUUUCUCCAAAUAUAAAUCCGACUUCAGCGCCAUGAUGGAUAAUCCGCCAGAGGAAACGUAUGUUUCUGGUGCAAUUCACAAAGCAUUUGUUGAAGUUAACGAAGAAGGCACGGAAGCCGCAGCGGUAAUGGCUCUUACGGUUUCAGCAACCUGCUAUGUAGUUCCGGAUCCGCCAGUGAUAUUUAAGGCUGAUCACCCCUUUUUGUUCCUUAUCAGAGAAAAUUCUACCGGAACUGUGUUGUUCAUUGGUCGUUUUACAAAACCAACUUGA